Messenger RNA from Colletotrichum karsti, 1551 nucleotides. Its product is annotated as cytochrome p450. Lineage: Eukaryota; Fungi; Ascomycota; Sordariomycetes; Glomerellales; Glomerellaceae. The transcript is spliced from 6 exons. The coding region runs from base 1 to 1551 and encodes 516 amino acids. Gene Ontology annotation, molecular function: monooxygenase activity; oxidoreductase activity, acting on paired donors, with incorporation or reduction of molecular oxygen; iron ion binding. The record is from RefSeq and is a predicted model, not a curated record.
AUGGCUUUAGCAAGCAUUCCUCUGCCACCCCCAAGCACAAUCGCAGGCCUCGGCAUCUUUGCAAUUUGCUUAUCCCUCAUCCUCCGCAUAGUCUACAACCUCUGCUUCCACCCUCUUGCCAAGUAUCAUGGCCCGUGGUACGCCGCAUCGUUCUCGAUAGUCCACGCGCUCAUAUCAGUCUUGAAUUAUGAGCCGCAAUGGAUGCUCUCGCUAGCCAAACAAUACGGAACCGACAAACCAAUCCGAGUUGCGCCCACGCUCCUCCUCUUCCCCCAAACCGCCGCUUUGAAAGACAUAUACUGGGAUCCAAAGUGCAAUACCAAAUCCCGCUUCUACGGCACGGGCUCCCUGGGUCCGCCGCAUCUCUUCACGACCCUCGACGGGAACGCCCACAAGUCCCUGCGGAAAGCCCUCGGCGGCCCUCAAUGGUCCAUGGGCGGCCUCAAAAACAACUGGGAAGCGCGCUUCGACUCCCACAUCCAGCUCUUCGUCCGGCGCAUGUCCGAAUUCGCCGAGAGGAAUGAGCCGGUCGUCCUCUCCGACAAAGUAGCCGAAUUCGCAGCCGACAUCAUGACCAUGGUCUCCUUCACCGAACCAUGGGGCUUCGUAAAUAACAGCCGCGAUGAGCGCAAUCUACUACACAGCUGGCGCCGCGGCCUCGUAUCCUUCGGCUUCGUCAACCGCUUCCGUUGGCUGCGCGACAGGGUCACGAGGGUCUGGUGGGGGCACUACUUCCUCCCUAGCUCGAGCGACGAUGUCGGUAUGGGAUACCUGAUGGCCCAGGCCGACAGGCAGGUCUCCGAGAGGGAGCGGCGGAUGGAGGAGGAGGGGUUCUCGCAGGAGAAGCCCGACUUCAUGCAGCUAUGUAUCGAAGCCCGUAUGGACGGAAAGCCACUCACCCCUUCUCAGAAGCGCGCGCACGUUACACUCCUGAUCCAGGCCGGAGCCGACACGACUGGUACCACGCUCGGAAGCACUCUCCGCUUCCUGCUCACGCACCCCGCCGCCCUCGCUCGUGCUCGCGCCGAGAUCGAUGCGGCCGAUGCUGCGGGCCAUCUCAGCGCGACGGUGCAGUAUGAAGAAACACGCACGCAUCUGCCCUUCUUUGUGGCGUGCAUCAAGGAGUCGAUCCGGCUACACCCCGCCGCGAUGAACCUCUUCGCCAGAGUGGCGCCCUCUGGAGGUAAAGUCGUGGACGGGACGUGGGUGCCGGCCGAGGCGGAGAUAACGGCCAACGCCUAUGUCGUGCAGCGGGACCCGCGGCUCUACGGCCCGGAUCCGGAGGCCUUUCGACCGGAGAGGUGGUUGGAGGGGGAAGCUGGGGGAAAUGCGAAGGAUGUUGUUAGUGAGAUGGACGCUUGCAUCUUUGCUUUCGGGAUCGGGCCGAGAGUAUGUUUGGGGAAGGAUGUUGCGAUUAUGGAGCUGUACAAGUUGCUUCCAGAGGUUGUUCGUCGAUUCGACUUUGACAUGAGACGAGAGGGGCGAUUGGUGGUGGUUGGAGGUAUUGCGUAUAAUGAGAACUUUUGGGUUCAGCUCAAGGUUAGGGACUGA